AUGGCCCCGCAUAAGCCCAUGGCCGUGUCUCGCCCUGCCAGUCGCAGUCGGGCAGCUGCCGAAAACAACUUCAAGGAUAAAGAGGUAAUCCUCCUCUGGAAGCUGAACAACAAGGGAGGCGAUAUCGCAGCUGUAGCCAAAGAGCUUAACAUUACUGUGGGUGCUGCUCGCAUCCGUUGGUUCCGACUGAAGGCCAAACUCGAGGCCUUCGAGAAGAAGGUAGCCGGAAAGGAGACCACCACCACCACCACCGCCACUACCACCGCCGCUGCCGCUGCCGCUGCCCCUGUCGACACUACUAUGGAGGACACAGAGGGGGCUGAAGAAACCGACGAAGUCGAAGGUGGCAACAAUGACGAGGAUGCGAAGUAA
This is a messenger RNA of Penicillium verrucosum, 372 nucleotides long. RefSeq lists its product as uncharacterized. The record is from RefSeq and is a predicted model, not a curated record. The transcript is spliced from 2 exons. Bases 1 to 372 code for a protein of 123 amino acids. NCBI's taxonomy places the organism in Eukaryota, Fungi, Ascomycota, Eurotiomycetes, Eurotiales, Aspergillaceae.